Molecule: messenger RNA, 921 nt
Organism: Oryza sativa Japonica Group (Japanese rice)
Lineage: Eukaryota; Viridiplantae; Streptophyta; Magnoliopsida; Poales; Poaceae
Product: ricin B-like lectin R40C1
Source: RefSeq, a predicted model, not a curated record
AUGGCUCACAUGUUCAGGAUCCAGUGCCGCGCGUCCGACGUCCUCAGACUCACCAUCGUUAACGGCGAGGUCAUCCUCGGCAAGUCCGACCCACGCGACGACCGUCAGGUCUGGCACAAGGACGCAAAAUACAGCGCCGGCAUCAAGGACGAGGCAGGCCGUCCUGCCUUCGCACUCGUGAACAAGGCCACUGGCGAUGCCCUCAAACACUCCUUGGGCUACUGUUGCCCUUUUGAGCCGGGGUAUCUGGACGAGUCGGUCCUGUGGACUGCGAGCGUGGACGUGGCCGACGGCUACAGGCGCAUCCACAUGAUGAACAACGCCGACUACAUAUUCGACGCAGAGGAGGACACCCCGCAGUACGGCGGCGCGCGCGACGGCACGCGGCUCAUAUUGUUCCGGUGGAACGAAGGCCUGAACCAGAUCUGGCGGAUGGUUCCGUGCGGUGGCGGCGUGCUGGAGCACGAGAAGCCCCUCCGCGUCGUCUGCCACAGCAACCAGGCACUCUUCCUCUCUGUUCGUGACGGUGUGGUCGUGCUCGCCGACAUCGACAUAAAGUCGCGUCGCCAAUGGAUCGUGAGCUUCCAGAACACCGGACGCGUGACAGAUGCUGAGGGGCACCGGUCGUUUGUCCUCGUGAACUGGUCCUCUGGGAAGGUGAUGAAGCGCUCUGGUGAUGGAGAGCCGGUUGAACUCGUCGGUCACAGCCUAGACUCGGUGGACGUGGCGCUGCUCUGGACGCGCGGCGACGACCUCGGAGAGGAAUUUAAUUGCAUUCGCACCGUCAGCGAUGUUGGUCUCGUCCUUGAUGCGGCGGGAGGCGUGCCUGAAUUCGGCGGCGCGCACGAUUGCACGCAGAUUAUCGUGUUCCCCUGUCACGGCGGUGCAAACCAGAGGUGGUCUAUGCUUCCGCUUGACUGA